AUGUCAAUACGUCCAUAUAGUUUUGAGCCCACUGUGAACGAUAUUGAUAUGGCUGAUAUUCAGCCGGGUAGAAAUGAACCAGAUAUACCAAAACAAUUAGAGGGUCGUUCAAAAAUUAAUGUGAACGAUUGGUGUUUAUGUAAUAAAUGUAUUUGGUUUACUACUGACCAAGAGUGUAUUUGUUGCUUUGAGUUAGAAAAAUUACAUAAAUUACUACCACAUAGUAACAAAAAAACAUGUAUAACGGAGAUAAGCUCAUUUUCAAAAAUUAUCUUAGAUGAAGAAGUUCUCAAUAUUACUCGACAACAAAUCAUUGUCAAAUCAAAAAAUAAAAGCAAAAAAAAAAAUGGUAUGUUCAUCACAACCAACAAAUAA
Macrosiphum euphorbiae (potato aphid) is the source of this 375-nucleotide messenger RNA. The record is from the annotation of a GenBank genome assembly. Lineage: Eukaryota; Metazoa; Arthropoda; Insecta; Hemiptera; Aphididae.